Messenger RNA from Phaedon cochleariae (mustard beetle), 2036 nucleotides. Lineage: Eukaryota; Metazoa; Arthropoda; Insecta; Coleoptera; Chrysomelidae. The record is from the annotation of a GenBank genome assembly.
AUGGUAUUAGCAGACUUAGGUCGUAAAAUUACGACUGCCUUGCAGUCUCUCAGCAAGGCCACAAUCAUCAAUGAAGAGGUCCUCAAUGGCAUGCUCAAAGACAUAUGCCUUGCUCUCAUAGAGGCAGACGUGAACAUUCGCCUAGUAAAAAGUCUCCGAGAAAAUGUCAAAUCCGUUAUUGACUUCGAGGAAAUGGCCGGGGGCCUCAACAAAAGGAGGAUGAUCCAAAGUGCAGUAUUCAAAGAACUUGUCAAACUGGUGGAUCCUGGGGUGAAACCCUAUCAACCAGUCAAGGGAAAACCAAAUGUUAUAAUGUUUGUUGGUCUACAAGGUUCUGGUAAAACAACUACUUGUACCAAACUGGCCUAUCACUAUCAAAAAAAGAAUUGGAAGUCUUGUUUAGUGUGUGCUGAUACGUUCAGAGCAGGGGCUUAUGACCAAGUGAAACAGAAUUGUACUAAAGCUAGGAUACCCUUUUAUGGAAGUUACACUGAAGUUGAUCCUGUAGUUAUUGCCCAAGAUGGUGUAGACAUGUUCAAAAAAGAAGGGUUUGAAAUAAUAAUUGUGGAUACUAGUGGUAGACAUAAACAAGAAGAAUCACUGUUUGAAGAGAUGUUAGCUGUAUCUAAUGCUGUGAGACCUGACAAUAUUAUUUUUGUAAUGGAUGCUACCAUUGGUCAAGCUUGUGAGUCACAAGCAAGGGCUUUCAAAGAAAAAGUGGAUGUUGGUUCAGUCAUCAUAACAAAAUUAGAUGGACAUGCAAAAGGUGGAGGGGCUCUCAGUGCAGUGGCAGCAACCAGUAGUCCUAUAAUUUUCAUAGGUACUGGAGAACACAUAGAUGAUUUAGAAUCUUUCAAAACAAAGCCUUUCAUUAGCAAGUUAUUGGGUAUGGGUGAUAUAGAAGGACUGAUUGACAAAGUGAAUGAACUGAAGCUAGAAGAUAAUGAAGAGUUGCUGGAAAAAAUUAAACAUGGUCAGUUCACUCUGAGAGACAUGUAUGAACAGUUCCAAAAUAUCAUGAAGAUGGGGCCUUUUUCACAAAUAAUGGGUAUGAUUCCUGGCUUCAGUCAAGAUUUCAUGUCAAAAGGUAGUGAACAAGAAUCCAUGGCAAGGCUGAAAAAACUGAUGACAAUUAUGGAUAGUAUGAAUGAUGCAGAGUUGGACAACAGGGAUGGUGCAAAAUUGUUCUCCAAACAAAAUGGCAGAGUUAUAAGGGUGGCCCAAGGAUCAGGAGUUACAGAAAGGGAAGUGAAAGAACUCAUCACGCAGUACACGAAAUUCGCCGCCGUCGUGAAGAAGAUGGGCGGCAUCAAGGGCCUGUUCAAGGGCGGCGACAUGGUCAAAAACGUCAACCACAACCAGAUGGCCAAGCUCAACCAACAGAUGGCGAAGAUGAUGGACCCGCGCGUGCUGCACCAGAUGGGCGGCAUGUCGGGCCUGCAGAACAUGAUGCGGCAGCUGCAGGCGGGGGCGGCGGGUGGGUUGGGCGGGCUGGGCAACCUGAUGGGCGGCUUCGGCAACAAGUGAUUCGGUUCGCCAGUUGCUGGGACCGGUGGUUUUGCGCGUGGUUUAUAUUUCGGGAAUUAUUUUUGUCUGAAGAACGCGAAUUUAUCGAGAUAUUUAACGAAAAAUUUCCAAAUUUCACCUUUCUUUUCCGCCUGUCUUAGAUACACAUUCUCAGCCACUUGCCUUCUUUUUUUCAUAAUUGGACACUGUGUACAGGGUGGCUAGAAUUCGAGGCUCAUCAUUGGGAUCUCUUAAACCGUGAGAGAUACAGGGCGGCAUUUUGAUCAGCAUCAAAUUCCAGCCACCCCGUACUUCACUAUGAACUGCACUCAAACAUCUCAUAAUUAUAUCAAAUGAAGAUCAAUUUAUAUUUGCAAGAUAUAUCUGCCAAUUAAGCUAAUUGUAAGAUCGAUCUACCAUUUGGGCUUGAUUGCAACAUAUAUCUAGCAAUUAGUGCUUAAUUGUCAAAUCUACGUUCCAAUUGAGCUCAUUAAUAAUUGCCAGAUUGAUCUUGCAAUUGAGAUAAUUGC